Apiotrichum porosum is the source of this 2058-nucleotide messenger RNA. RefSeq lists its product as uncharacterized. Gene Ontology annotation, molecular function: DNA binding; DNA-binding transcription factor activity, RNA polymerase II-specific; zinc ion binding. Bases 1 to 2058 code for a protein of 685 amino acids. NCBI's taxonomy places the organism in Eukaryota, Fungi, Basidiomycota, Tremellomycetes, Trichosporonales, Trichosporonaceae. Gene Ontology annotation, biological process: regulation of DNA-templated transcription; DNA-templated transcription. The transcript has 15 exons. The record is from RefSeq and is a predicted model, not a curated record.
AUGCCUCCAACGCGCACCGAGCCUGUUCCCAACGGCGCUCUUCCAUCCCCUCCUCCCUCAUCGUCGACACCCGACGAACCUUCCUCCGCUGCUCAACCGUCAAGCACAGCCGGGCCUGCUCCUCCUGUCCGUGGCCCUCGAACCCGCUAUCUCCGCGCGUGUGACACCUGCAGGGCACGCAAAGUCCGCUGCGAUAACAAUGACCCAUGCGAACAAUGUGCAAAGCACAAUCUCGAGUGCACUUUCAAUGCCGACUUAAAGCUUCUUGCCUCAUCGACAUGCCGGGUCAGGAAGCGCCCCCGCAUAUCGCGCCCACGGUCGGCAUCUGUGUCGUCAUCCAACACCUCUGCCAAGAAGUUGCAGCCUGCCAACAGCCUUGAUAACAUGCCUCCACGCCCCAAAGCACCCGCAAUGGGUGCUCAAGAUCGUCGCAUCGAAUGUGACUGGGCGUCGCACUGGUUUGUAGGCAGUGACGGUCUCCCACGAUUGACUGGCGUCACUUCCGGACUGCCCAUGUUUGAUGCCGCCCUGCACAUUGCCUCGUCAUCAACGCAAUGGCAACCCGACAACGAGCGUGACUGGGGCGCUUUGAGCAACAUGCUCCUGGCUGAUGAGCCCACGGACGAUACUUCGUCGAGGCCCCGACAGCUGGGCGGAGACGACGGCGAGUUCUUCCCAGACCGUCAAACCGCCGAGUUGCGGCCCCCGCCCACAGACUACUAUACCGAGGUAACCAGCGUUAUCCCAGAAGACUUACUGGCCAUCCUUAUUCCGAAAUUUUUUGAAGUAGUCCACGCGUGCUGGCCAAUUAUCCACCCUCCCACCUUCCUCGAGCAGCUGUAUCGAUGGGAUGACCCGGGAUGCGCAGCAUUGGCUGUGUCAAUGUGCAUGCUCGCAUCCCGUUACACAUGCGAUCCGAGAGUGCUCUCAAUCCCAAGUGACCCGUCUUCGGCUGGGCGUCACUAUCAUGACCUCUUUGUCAAGUUGACCGACCUCCAGAACGGACACAGCCUGUAUGAGCUUAUCGCGUUCUUCUUUACGUCACAGUUCUUCUGUACCGACAACGUCCCCACGCCACUUGCACACACAUACUUCUCUAUCGCGCUUUCCAAGACCAUCGACGGUGGUGUUCACAAGCACCUUCCAGCAUCCAUUCCCCUGGACGAAAACAGGCGAGAGAUGCGCAAGCGUGCGGCAUGGGCCGUCUUCUGCCUUGACAAGCAGUAUGCCUGUCUGUCAGGUCGCCAUCCAUUGUUGAGUGUGAUGGACAUGAGCCUCGGCAAGCCGGCGCCAUUUGUCGAAGAAUCGGCUGCGACCGCUCAAUCCCAACUCCUGGACAGCAAGUACAUUGAAAUCUUCGAGGCCUUCGUAUCGGUCUCAUGCGUGCUCGACUACGCUCUUAAGGUACCUCUGACAGUGCUCCACGAUUGGGACUUCCUUAAUGAUGUUACGGGGCAGCUCGAAGCGGAUAACGUCCCCAGCAUCAAUCAGCACAUGGAGCAGGCGGAAAAGCUGCUUGAUGAGUGGCGCAGACAACUGCCCCCUAGCCUAGCUAAACGGUCUCUGGCCGACCGAUUCACCUCUCCCCUUCACUCGGCUGCGUCUGAACAGGUGGCCAGCACCGAGACCCUGAUUUCACUUAUAUUAUGCAAUCGACGCAUGUACCAGUCCACGAUUCACGGUCCUGGAAUAAGCGAAGACGAUACACGACCGCACAGCAUGGCCAUUGGCCGUGUUCUCCGCGAUCCUGUCCUCAAGCACGCGCGUGAAAUGAUCAACUCGUGUAUUCAAAUGGGUGCUAUCGAGCAUCUAGGCCACCUCGACAUGUUGGUUGUAUACCGUGUCUUCCUGGCGAGCAGAUGUUUGAUAACCAGCUAUCUGUGUUGCCGGGCAGACGCCGACCGCGAGUACGCAUUCAAGAUCCGCCAGUCGAUCAACGCCGCUUCCAUCCUUCUCCACCGGCUAGUUACCCUGUUCCCCGCUGCUAUUGGCGCCGCCGAGACCUUCGACGAGAUGUGCCGAGGCAAUGUGCAGCAUCCCAGUGCAGCGUUCGUCUGA